Lodderomyces parapsilosis is the source of this 1410-nucleotide messenger RNA. Its product is annotated as NAD(P)/FAD-dependent oxidoreductase. NCBI's taxonomy places the organism in Eukaryota, Fungi, Ascomycota, Pichiomycetes, Serinales, Debaryomycetaceae. Gene Ontology annotation, molecular function: oxidoreductase activity. The coding region runs from base 1 to 1410 and encodes 469 amino acids. The record is from RefSeq and is a predicted model, not a curated record. The transcript has a single exon.
AUGAAAAAAUCAGUUAAAGUUGCCAUUGUCGGUGCAGGUGUCUCAGGUUUGAAAGCUGCCGAAACAUUAAUCUCAUCCGGCAAAAUAGGUAAAGAUGAACUUGUUGUUUUAGAAGCGCAGGAUCAUAUAGGAGGUCGUAUCCAAGAUUCUCAUCUCAACCAAUCCAAGCUCGGAAUCCCCUAUGCUCUUGGGGCAUUGUGGUAUCACGAUUCAUUGGUAAAUAGCGUGCUACACGAGUUACUCGACGCGGGAUUGUUGAACGAUGAUGAUGUCUACUACGACGACAAAGAUGGUCCAGCGUACACAAGUGAUGGAUUAUUGGAUGUGUCAGGGAUAAAGCUAAACAGGGUAAUGGAAGAGGUUGGUCAAUUCUUUGGUUUGUAUUUCAAGAAAAAUCACUCUGAUGCUUCAUGUGAUCAAGUGGUUCAGGAAUAUGUCAAUAAACAUCUGCAUUUUCUUACACCCGAACAAAAGAAGUAUAUCAGAAGAACAAUGAGAUACUUUGAGCUUUGGUAUGGUGUGCCUGCCGAGAAAGCCAAUGGCAAAAUGGCGAUGGAGAGUCAUACUGGACGUAAUUUGUUGAAUAAAAAGGGAUACACAUUUCUCAUUGAGUUAUUGAAGGAGAAGAUCCCAGAAUCAUGUAUCCUUUUUAACGAGGGGGUAAGAUUUGUUAAUCAACUUGAAAAUUCCAAGAAGAAAGUAGAAGUGGAAACGAAAUCAGGCUUAAAAGUCGAGGCGGAUUAUUUGAUUGUGACUGUUCCAUUGUCAAUUUUGAAGUUGAAAGAAGAUGAUGACUAUGGAAUAAAAUGGACUCCUUCGUUGCCCUCUCAAACGCUGGAUUAUAUAAACACUGUUGAUUUUGCUGCUUUAGGUAAGGUGAUUUUCGAAUUCAACAAUGUAUGGUGGAACGAAAACGAGGAUCACUUUUUGAUUUUCCCAGAUCAAAUUGAUUCCAGUGACUGGUUUAGAUCUGAUGGUACACCAAGACCAUUUUCGUUUCCUGCAUUGGCUGUCAAUUACUCUAGAUUGUACAAUAAAGGUGGAAGUUUGGUGAUUCUCACGCCAGCACCAUUGACUGAAUAUCUUGAGUCACACCCAGAUCAGUCCUGGACUUAUUUUAAGCCAAUGCUUGAAAAAAUUGCAACCAAGCCGGUGCAAGAUCCUAUAAGUACAAUAACUUCUCAAUGGACUACAAACCCGUAUAUUAGGGGCUCAUAUAGUGUGUUGCUCACAAAAAUAGAUGCCAAGCACUCAAGCUCUGGCGAGCCAGAGGGGGUGGAACUUGGAAAUGCGGUUAUUAGAUUUGCGGGUGAACAUACCAUUGCCGAAGGUGCUGGGUGUGUUCAUGGUGCUUACGACAGCGGUAAAAGGGAGGCUAACUGGGUGUUGAAUGCAUUAAAAGGUAAUUAA